This is a messenger RNA of Naegleria lovaniensis, 1824 nucleotides long. RefSeq lists its product as uncharacterized. The coding region runs from base 1 to 1824 and encodes 607 amino acids. Lineage: Eukaryota; Heterolobosea; Eutetramitea; Acrasida; Naegleriidae. The transcript is spliced from 3 exons. The record is from RefSeq and is a predicted model, not a curated record.
AUGUCAAGAUCGACCACAUCAUCACCGUCAUUGCCAAGUACACCACAACGAUCACAUCAUUCCAUGAUCCAUCAUCAUCAUCCUCACCAUGACAAUGACGAGCAUGACAUGGAGACACUUGUUCAUGAAGAGACACCAACCACCACCCAUCCAAAAACAACCAUUUCCACUCCACUCUCAGUCGUCUCUGGAUACUCCAUUACCAUUCUCGGAAUUCAAAUGCUCAAUCACAUUUUCAACUCGUAUUAUGUUGAAACAUUUUUAUUUAUUCACAAAUUACCAUCUUCUUAUUUUUAUAUUGGACAAUUUCUAUUUGCUAUAUUCAAUGCUAUUAAUGAUCCAUUAUUUGGAUAUAUCAGUGAUGAAUUAAUUUAUCAUCAUGGUAUUUACAAAAAAUACACUCGUCAACAAAUCAUGUUGUAUGGAUGUCCAUUAUUAGUAAUCUCUUUUUUAUUGCCAUGGAUUCAAUUGAGAAGUUUAUUUGAACCUUACUCGAAUGGCAUGGGUGAUUUCAUUGCUCUCAUUCAAUUCAUACUUGCAUUAUUUUUAUGGGAUAGUAGUUUCACAUGGGUGGUAUUGAAUCAUUGUGCAUUAUUACCUGAAUUGACUGAAAGUGAUAAAGAAAAGGGAAGAAUUAGUACUGCUGUGAGUGUGUGUAGCGUAUUAGGAUCUCUCUUUUUAUUGCCAACAUUUUAUUUAUUUGAAAGACCUAAUUCUCAAGAAUCUUCAUAUUCAGGAAAUUUAUCAUCGUUUCGAUUGUAUUGUACCAUUGUAGCCAUUUUAUCACUUGGAAUUUUAUGGUGUGGAAAUUAUCUCAUUAAUCGAGGAAUGGAAAUGAUGAGAAGAGGAGAAUAUUCUCUCAUUGGUAGAACGCGUUCUGAGGAUGCUACUACUGCUGCUGAGGAUGACCAUGAUGACACCACAUCAACAACUACUGCUUCAUCCUCUCCAAGAUUGGUCCAUAAUUCUGAUUCACAAUUACAGCAACAGCAACAACAUGAUUCACUUGUAUAUCGCAUCCAACGAGUGGUACAAUUUAUCAAGAGCUAUUUAUUGGAUUUUUUCAAAAUAUUCAAACAACUUGUCACCUUACGUAAUUUUGUAUUAUUUGUUGCUGUGAAUUUUAUGAAUAUUUUCACAGUGGCAUUAUUUGAUUCGUUCAAAGUGAGAUAUAUUAGAUAUUAUGUACAACCAUGGAUGAACAGUCAAGUCAACUCGAAUGACAGUACUCAAAAUUUUGCCUCUAUUUAUUUAACAUUUUGUACAUUUAUCGCAGAGUGUUUUGCAGUUUUGAACAGUUAUCUAAGUAUUCGCUAUUCAGCAUACUCUCUAUUGAGAAAUACUUUUAUUUUCAGAGCAGUAGUGAGCUCGAUGACUUUACUUUUAUUUUUGAUCUUUGUCAGUGAAGAUCAUUUGAGAGGAUCCAUGCUACCUACUCUCUUCUUAUUUGUGAAUUUGAUUGUUUUAGGAAGUGUGGGUCGAUUGUUGGAAAUUAGUCUCUCAAAAGUUGUGGAUGAAGAUUGUUAUUAUUACAAGAGAAAGGAAAAGAAUAGUGGUAAUAUUUAUGGUAUUAAUGCAUUGUUAACAAAACCUGCAUUUUCUUUGGCACCUUCCAUUGCAGCCCUCUUUAUUGGAAAAGAUGAUUCAUCAAGUUCCAAUGGUUCAAUGCCAACACUAUUUUAUUUGUUUGUGAUUGGCAACUUAGUUUGUGCGUUGUUGCAAUUAAUAUUGUGGAGGUUUUAUACUUUGAGAGGUGACACCAUUGCACCUUCAUCCUCAAAUGCAUCACCUCCAGGAGCAAUACGAAACAACAAUGAAAAAUAA